This is a messenger RNA of Cladocopium goreaui, 5442 nucleotides long. NCBI's taxonomy places the organism in Eukaryota, Dinophyceae, Suessiales, Symbiodiniaceae. The record is from the annotation of a GenBank genome assembly.
AUGGCGUCCCCGCAGAGGUUAGAGGAAGGUUUUCCAGGUCAGGCAGGGCACAUCUUGUUUGGAGGUUGUCAAGGGCAGCAGCAGCAGAGCGUAGUUACUCCACAAGCGGCACACACAGCAUCAGUGCACGCGUGCGGAAGCCCAACUGUGCAGCAGCAAAAUGCUACGGAAGUGAGUCAGUUAAGGAACAUGGUUUUUGCCUUGCAGCAAGGGAUGAAUCAGCUUUUCAGUUUGCUUCGAAGUGCUGGACCGGUGGCAGCAGCGCCUGUGAGUGGUGCGAUGCUGGGACCUCAGUUUGGAGGGCAGAAUCCAGUGAGUCAGCAGUUUCUGAAUGGACAAGAGAGUCAACAGUUUCAGAAUGGACAGGGAAAUCAGCAGUUUCAAAGUGGGCAGCUGGGCCCUGGUUUGUUAAAUGCCCCGUUUGGGCAGCAGUAUCCGGAGCCGUUUGGCCGACAGUACGGUGAGGAGGCAGAACGUUCUCCGACUGCCCCGUUUGGGCGAAGUUUGGAGCAGGGACAUUCUAGCAAUGGCUUGGACGUCUUGAGCAAGACAGAGAAGUGGUUGCCAGGACUUCCAAAGCCUGGCCAUGAAGGUUGGAAAGAUCGUGAGUCAGAGAUUGUUGGAUUUCAUGAUUAUCUGGUGGAGCUGCGGAGUUGGGCUUCAUUGGUUUCUCCAAAGUUUGCUGCAGAGAUCUCCGAAGCAACUGUGACACCUCAGGAAAUAGUGCUCAGUUCGCUGUCGCGAGACCAACAGAGCAGGGCUGGACGUUUGCUUUCAAUACUACGGGCAGCAUUCAGUGGACAUGGUCGUGCUGAGAAUAUCAUCAGAGCCUUCUGUGAGGGCGUUUCGUUUGGUGCUGGAUUGAGCAGCGUUGGUUUCAAUGACAACGGGUUUGAGUUGUUACGAGUCUUGACAAGAGAGUUUACUUUGCAGAGCCGAGCUGAGGCAUUGGCCUUGAGGGCUGAACUGCUACAGAGACAAUUCAUGCCUGCAAAGGGCGAGACUUCACAAGGGACAAUCGUUGCUGACACAAUCAGGCGCUUGGAGACUUCGUUGGCAAAGUACAACAAGCUGGUAUCUACACUGCCGAACAUCGUUGAUCGUUCAGGUGUUGAAGUCAGCGAAGCUGAUCGUUUGGUGCUAUUGCUUCGUUCUUUGCCAUCAGCAUGUGCUGAGUUUGUUCUUCUUCACAGCGCCCAGGAGAACUAUGUGAUGGCAAGAGAGACAGCUUGCCGAUACGAGACCCAGAGAAGGUUGUAUCUUGACUGGAAUUCGUUUGGAAAGCCAGGUAAAUUGAUUCACAGUGUUGCCCAGGCUGAAGUGUAUGACAUGGCAGCGGGUGACAGUGAAGGGCAAGAACAAGGUGAAAACAUGGUGGAUUCCGUGACUGGUCGUUGCUCCAAGUGUGGGAGCAAGCGCCAUGUGGUGCAGCCAAUUCGACGCAGAAGGGCGGUGGCCAGUCUGCAAACCCUGGAAAAGGUCAACAAGGCUCCAAAGGAGCAGGUGGUUCGAAAGGAAAAGGUAGCUCAGGAGAGCACUGCUGAUCAGGAGGAUUGGUGGUAUCAGGACGGUGAUGGUUACUGGUGGACAUCCACCAGUGAAUGGUCCGAGAUUGCCGCAGUAGGUGGCGAACCAGAAAAAGAGAGUUCACCUGCCGAACAAGGGGGAUAUUGGUUGUUAGACUCUGGAGCCGCCGCCACAGUGGUGUCUCAUGAGACUUAUGAACGUUUUCGGGACCACAAGGUCUUGGUGUUUCAUGAGCGAUCAACAGGUUGCAUAGGACAUGAGUUUGUAGGAGCUGCUGAACGUUCCGUCCGCACUUGCAAAGAGGGAAUCUCAGUGAUCAGGGUUCUUGCCGAGAUCCCUGACAGUAUCAAGGAGAGAUAUCCGAUGGCUUCGAGGUUCGUUGAUGCGAUCUACAUUGCUCCUGUUUGGAACUCAGUUGGUUGUGAAGUCAUUGGAGAAUUGUCAUCCAAUGGAGAGAUUCGGUUUGUGCGAUUCCAUGCAAAGAGUAUCAAAAAUACCAUUCCUCUCACUUGGUCAACGAAAUUCUAUCAAGACUUGCAUCAACUUGUUGUCAGAGAACAUGAGCAUGGGAACGUAUCUGAACCACCACCGCAAGUGUUGCCAGCUGCGAAUCCAUCUUUGAAAUGCCCCAAGUCAGGGCCACCUGUGGAAUGGGUCAGGGGAGAAGGUGGGUUUACAGACGACUGCAUCGCUUGCCGGGGCCUCAAGAAGCAUGGGACCAGAAAAGGACUUGUGCACUCUCGUGCAUGUUGCAGAAGGUAUGAAACCUUUUUGAAAGACCAGGCUUCAGGUGUAGGAGGUGAUUCUGUUCCAUCACCCAUUGAGCCGGCUGAACCUUUUCCGCCUGAUUUCUUUAGUGAGCCAGCUCAACCACCCGUGAAAGAUGGAGUCACACCUCAGCCUGGACCUUCAGUGCAUUCUGACGAUGAUGUCAAGUCAUUGUCUUAUGAGCCAUCAAUUGCUGAAGAGAAUGUGGAACCAGACCCAGACUUGGAUGACCAAGUUCGUCAUGACAAACGUUUGAGUUUAGAAGACUAUGGAGAUGUUUCUGAAAGGCCUGUAAAACGGAGGAUGUAUGGAAAAAGCUCAGAUCCUGAAGGAGCUUUCCCACCGCCUUCCAAAGGAACUCCUCGUGGUCCUGGCCUUAAGAGACCGUCUGAGAUGAACUUGAAAGAGCUUGAGGAUGAAUUGAAGAAAGAUGACAUAGAUGCCAUCCAUUCUGAAUCACAACAUUGGGUCUCUCCCUUCAUGAACCUUGCCACCGUUGUGUCACAGCCACCAAGCAUGUCACACAUGUUGGAAACUGAACCAGUAGCCAGCGUUCGUUUUGACUCGCAAGGGUCAAUACCUGAGUCGUUUGUGGUCAACAUGGGUGGGAUGCCAAUCAAAAUUUGGUGUCCUACCGAUGCGAUAGAUGACACGACUGGAGAGAUUCUGGAUGGAAAGAAGUGUCAUUUGGGAAUGAAGAAGGAGAUUGAAGGCUUAGAGGAAUGCCAGGCAGGUGAUUGCUACACAGUUUCAGAAUUUGAGAAGUUGAAAGAAAGAACGGACCACCCAAUCAGGCUCAUCAGCACGCGUUGGGUAACCAACGCAAAGGGAGACGAAGUUCGCUCCCGCAUGGUAGUGAAAGAUGUGAAGAACAAGGACUCAGCUAGGUCUUUGGGAAUCUCAUCUCCUACUUUGGGGGCAGAUGCUUUUCAGUUGUUUCUCACCAUUUGUUCAGCUUGGAAUUUCAUGGUUUACACUUUGGACAUUAGUCAUGCUUUCAUGUACACACCUCUCCGAUGCCGCAAUGUCGCUGUUAAACUGCCUAUGUCAUGUUCCACAGAAGCUGGGGAACCUGUCAUCCUGCAUUGUGCCAAUGCGUUGAAUGGACUUCGAUCAGCAAGUUUGGAGUGGCUUUUGUUUUUACAGCAACAAUUGAGUGGGAUUGGUUUGCACACCGAUGGAGCUGAGCCUUGUUUUAUGGCCGGUAUCCUUCCAUCGGGUCGCAUGGCCAUGGUGAUUGUUUAUGUGGACGACCUUGCAAUUGCCUGUGAACAUGAGGAUGACUUCAAGCUCAUUAUGAGUUGUCUGCAGAAGAAACUGAAAGUUAAGCACACAGGGACGAUUGAGCGUGAAGGUGGGCAAGUGACCUUUCUUGGUCGUGAGAUUGUCAGGCUUCCUGGUGAAUCUGCACUUUACGUGCACCUUCCUGAUGGGUACCUGGACAAGACCUUUGAGAUGUGGGGCCUCAAGGCAUAUACAAAAUUCAGGUCGACAUUAGGCAAGAUCGCCUGGAUGAGUCAGACGCGGCAAGACCUCAAACAUUUUGUGGCUUUGCUUGGAACUGUCCAAGCCUCACCGACGCAAGCCAGUGAAAAGGCAUUGCGUGCGCUACUUCGCUUCCUGGUGACAGAUGAUAAUGUUUCUCUUCGUUUGCCGUCUGAGCAUGGUCUUGGAAGCGAGGACUUCUGUGAAGUGGUGGCCUAUACGGAUGCAUCACAUGCACCAUCGACCAGAAAUCGCCGAGGAGUCAGUGGAGGUGUUCUGACUUAUUUGGAAGGAGUUGUCAAAACUUACUUCAGACACCAGACUUCGAUCAGCUUGAGCAGUUGUGAAAGUGAAUUACAAGCGAUACAGAUGGUGGUUCAAGAAGCUGUCGUUCUUUCCAGAUUGCUCACUAGGAUCAUGCGAGCACUUGGUUUUCUGAAAGAAGGUGAAUUCGCUGUGGCCCGGAUUUAUUCGGACAGUGAGAGUGCUUUGAAGCUUUUGAAGACCUUAGACCUUCCACGCAGAUCCAGACACAUCGAUAUAAAGAUUGAAUGGCUCCGGGAGCUGGCUGGAAAUGGCUUCAUAUCCUUACAUCAUCUUCGUGGAGACCUUUUAGUGGCUGACUUGUUGACGAAGUGCUUGCAGACUAGCCGGUAUCUGGAACUGAGACAAGCAAUGGGUUUCGUCCAGAAGCCCCUGACAACAGCUCUUCUCUCCCUGAUGCGUCCAAAGACCAAGUUUGUUGGAGGUGGCUUCGCUCUUUUAGAGGUAUGCUGCGAUGAAAAUUCUCAACUUCGAGCAGUCUGUCAAGCUUGGGGAAUUCCCUAUCGUGGGAUCACCUAUGGAGUGGAAAUGAGAUCUGUGUAUGAAAGAACCCGUGACUGGGUUGCAACCUUGAAGGUGGGUCUGCACGUGCAUCUUUCAACAUUGUGCUCCAGCGGAUCACCUUUGAGAAGGUUUGUGACUCCAGGACAAGCCUCAGAACUUGAUGCAACUUGGGAUGAACACAUCUCAGGGUGUGUGACUUGUGUGGUUUUCGUAGCCAGUCCCGGGCGCCGGUUGCCAUGUCGGCGAACUCCAAGUCCGCUGGCUCUACAGGCCGCCGUGCCGCGGCCGCCUGAGCGUGAAGCUCGGGAGGCCCGUGAGGCUCGUGAACUGAGGGCGCAGGCCCGUGCAGGACUGAAGGAGGAGAUCCACCUCCAGGCCAAACAACUGGAGGUGGAGUUCGGAAUGGACUCCUUUAGUGAAGGAGAGGAGUCGGAUGCCAGCAUCCAGCUGAUCAGUGAUGGCUGGUCACCAGUGCACAUCCGCAAGGACUUGCCGCUCCCUGCGGGAAUCCGCUCGUGGGGCCAAUGGUGCAACACUAUGAUCAGCCUCCCAAAGUACCAGAAGAUGGGCUGGUCAUUUGGGGACAUCGCCAACAGAGGGCGAAGUGAGAAGGAGGUACGGAAGUACCUGUUAUGGAUCGAGAAGACCUACGGGACAAAUCAGGCGCAGGAAACAGAACUGGUCAACGGCCAGCUCAGGCUGGUGCACCAGGUUCGCAACCAGGCGACUGAUUUGGCUCUGUUCCUCCUUGCCAUGGACUUCCAAGGGGAACUGGAGUCAGCUGACCUCUCUGAGGGUGCGGGAUACGUUCGCACCUUCAAGCAAGGGGCAUAG